AUGAAAUCCCGUGAGUCUCGUGAGCUUUCCUGUGUGACGCUCUUGAUUGCUACCGCUGAAUAGUAGCAGCAAAAUAUCAGAACAAUUCAUGAUGAGUUAUAGUGAAAAGCCGGAGGACAUAACGAGAGAAGAGUGGAUGGAGAAGCUCAACAAUGUCCACAUACAGAGGGCCGACAUGAACAGGCUCAUCAUGAACUACUUGGUGACAGAGGGGUUUAAGGAGGCAGCUGAGAAGUUCCGUAUGGAGUCUGGGAUUGAGCCCAGUGUGGACCUGGAUUCUCUGGACGAGAGGAUAAAGAUCCGGGAGAUGAUCCUGAAGGGACAGAUACAGGAGGCCAUCGCACUCAUCAACAGCAUGCACCCAGAACUGCUCGACACAAACCGCUACCUGUACUUUCACCUACAGCAGCAGCACCUGAUUGAGCUGAUCCGUCUGAGGGAGACUGAGGCAGCACUAGAGUUUGCUCAGUCCCAGCUGGCAGAGCAGGGGGAGGAGAGUAGAGAGUGUCUGACAGAGAUGGAGAGAACCUUGGCCCUGCUGGCCUUCGACAACCCUGAGGAGUCACCCUUCGGAGACCUUCUCAACACAAUGCAGAGGCAGAAGGUGUGGAGUGAAGUGAACCAGUCUGUGCUGGACUACGAAAACAGAGAGUCAACGCCCAAACUGGCCAAGCUCCUCAAACUGCUCCUGUGGGCUCAGAACGAACUUGACCAAAAGAAAGUCAAGUACCCCAAAAUGACAGACCUCAGCAAGGGCACGAUCGAGGACCCAAAGUGAGAGGACACCAGGCUGUGUAUGCUGGUGGAAACUAAUUGGACUCCCCUCCUACCUAUUUAUAUUCUGACAGAGACUGACUGAAACAAUAUUUCUUCUUUCUUUGUGUGGGUUGCUUUUUGUGAGACUUUGUACAGUCCAUGUUAUCAAACUGGAUAGUUUGUAUUUUAAAGUGACUUGCUGCCUGAUACUUCAAUAUCUGAAAUAUAAACCCUUGUAUUUUAAUGAAGUAAAAUUAUAAGACUUUUGUUUCAUGUCUGCAAUAGAUAGUUGUAUAUGAGCAUUUCCUUUUUGCAGAUUUCAGUUACACUAUUUUUUUUCUGUCUACUGGCAGGGAAAGUUAGCCAUCUUUGCAUAUGGAUGGUGUGUUAAAGCCUAAAUUAGGCUCUUGGGACUAUAAUGUGUUAACCUAUAAACAGAAAUGAAUGAGGGUGUGGUGUUGGGGUAGAAUGAUUGGUUCCCAUUGCUGUGGUCCGCUGUCAAUUACAGUACAUUUUGUUUUUCUCAACAAAAAAACAUGCACAUUUCAGUUUCUCAUGAAUUCUAGAGUAGGGGCCAAAGCUGGGUACUGACUGAAUGCUAAGCUGCCAGUACCCUGUAAUGUUGUCAGGGUUUCGUUUCAACCUUAGCAUUCAUCCUGUGUUAUCUUGAACCAACAAGAUAAUAAUGUGAAUACAUACAGAGACAUACAUUUAGUUAAUGUUGACAGUUUUGCAACUGGAUUAUUUACAUUAUGGAAUAAAAUACUAUUUUGGAACACUU
Molecule: messenger RNA, 1537 nt
Organism: Salvelinus namaycush (lake trout)
Lineage: Eukaryota; Metazoa; Chordata; Actinopteri; Salmoniformes; Salmonidae
Product: glucose-induced degradation protein 8-B homolog
Exons: 5
Coding region: 89-778 (229 amino acids)
Biological process (GO): proteasome-mediated ubiquitin-dependent protein catabolic process; positive regulation of canonical Wnt signaling pathway
Cellular component (GO): nucleus; cytoplasm
Molecular function (GO): protein binding
Source: RefSeq, a predicted model, not a curated record